AUGCUAUCCCUCGCCCUCAAGCUCCUCCUAGCCUUUGCCAUCCCACUCAUCUCAGCCCUGAAGUUCGACAUUCAAGCCCAUCCUGGGCACGAAAGCGCCAGCAAAGAACGCUGUAUCCGCAACUUCGUCGCCAAAGACCAACUCGUCGUCGUCACCGCCACAGUCAGCGGGAGUCGAGGCGAUGGCCAGAUCCUGAACAUGCACAUCAAAGACGCAGUUGGCAACGACUACGCCCGCCCCCGCGACGUCGCGGGCGAAAACCGCCUAGCCUUCACCUCCCACGCCGACUCCGCCUUCGACGUCUGCUUCGAGAACAUCCUCUCCCACACCCCCCACGCAUCCGCAAUGGCCAGCACGCGGCACAUCGAACUAGACAUCGACAUCGGCGCCGACGCGAAAGACUGGAGUGCCAUUCAGGCCGGGGAGAAGCUGAAACCGGUGGAGGCGGAGUUGCGGCGGUUGAGUGAAAGUGCGAAGGAGGUGGCGGAUGAGAUGGAUUAUCUUCGGACGCGGGAGAUUAAACUCCGGGAUACGAAUGAGAGUACGAAUGAGAGGGUUAAGUGGUUUGCGGUGGGGACGAUGGGGAUGUUGGUUUCCCUUGGGGUGUGGCAGAUUGUUUACUUGAGGGCGUAUUUUCGGAGUAAGCAUUUGAUUUAG
Recurvomyces mirabilis is the source of this 657-nucleotide messenger RNA. RefSeq names its product vesicle coat component (gene ERV25). The coding region runs from base 1 to 657 and encodes 218 amino acids. Gene Ontology annotation, cellular component: COPII-coated ER to Golgi transport vesicle; Golgi apparatus; endoplasmic reticulum. The transcript has 3 exons. Gene Ontology annotation, biological process: endoplasmic reticulum to Golgi vesicle-mediated transport; intracellular protein transport; Golgi organization. The record is from RefSeq and is a predicted model, not a curated record. NCBI's taxonomy places the organism in Eukaryota, Fungi, Ascomycota, Dothideomycetes, Mycosphaerellales, Teratosphaeriaceae.